This is a messenger RNA of Pieris brassicae (large cabbage white), 1228 nucleotides long. RefSeq lists its product as uncharacterized. The transcript is spliced from 6 exons. The record is from RefSeq and is a predicted model, not a curated record. Bases 220 to 1197 code for a protein of 325 amino acids. Lineage: Eukaryota; Metazoa; Arthropoda; Insecta; Lepidoptera; Pieridae.
UUCGAAGCGUAUAUUUUACAGUCUUAUACUUAUAAUAGAAUUAUUUUUCUCAAUCUGUGUUUAUAUUCAAGAGAAGAGACACUUAAUGGAAAUAAGUGCAAAUAUAAUAAUGUGCAAUUUAACAAUAUAAUAAAAGAGUGAAUCUUAAAUCUUAAAAGUUAAUAUUAAAUUUAAAUAUAUAAAAAAAAAAUUUCUUUGAAAGCACAACUUAAUACAAUUAUGGAGCGUGUCGAUAAUAAGAACAUGAAAGAGCUGAAAAGCAUCCUAUCAAAGAUGUCACUCAAUGUGUGCUGUGUUUUGGCAUUGCCUGAAUUUGGAGUUAAAUGGACAGAUGUGAUCCGAGGGGUGCGUAAUUCAAGGCUGAGAAUGGAGCCGGCAAGUGUGGCUAAGGUCCUGUGUAAUUAUGCUCACAGAGCUUUUCUUCCGGAGGAUUUAGCUGACUUGAUUGCAAGUCUGAGACUAAAAUUGGUCACAACCCAACCUAGGACAUGGCAUGUAAUUAAAUUAGUCAACAAAAAUGAUGAUGAACCAACUUUACUAUCUCCAAAUUUAUCCUUUUUUUUAAAACAAGCAUUAAAAACUACAAAAAUUUGCAAAAAUCGCCGACCUCAGAUACAAACAUUUAAAAUGAACAGUCUUUUAUAUAUAAGUGUUCAAAUGCAAGGCCCAAGUCCAGUUUACAUGGCUGUACCUUUACAAGGAGAUGUUGCUUUGGUUAGUGCCUUACGGUCUGGUGUAAUUGGAGCACUUGUUAAAGGACUAGGCUACGAAAUAUAUGAAGAUGUGUCUCUUAGCGGCCAAGACAUCGACUCCCUUCUUCGAAUAUACAACACAGGCAACACCAAUCGGGCUGAACAUCUAUCUGGGUUGCCAGAAUACAAUCCAGCACCAAUAAUAACUAAGUCGGGCAUAGAUUAUACAGGCAAAGCAUAUGAUGAACAUUAUGUGCAACAAAUUAUUGGACCAGACCCACCUAUCGUGAGGAUGUUGAAAAUAAAAACGGAAAAGGAAUACUUUGAUUGUAACAUAUUAAACAAGAAAAUAAAAAUGGAAAUGAACUUGAAGUCGGAAGACGUAGCAAAAUCCCUUAUGCAUUGGGCCAAGUUGGGUGCGAUUCCUCCGACGUCUGAAUUAUUCCAUAUAUUUCAUAAAACUAAAUCAAACAAUUUCGUUUACCAGGGAGAUAUGAAUGAUUAGUUUAUUUUUAAAUAAAAAAAAAACAAUUUUG